AUGGAAGUAAAACCCAUUCCAAACAUCACCAAAAAUGUAAUGAGGGACUGCAUGAUCACACAGAUGGUUCCACAUUUUAAGACCAAAUGGCCUGAAUUUGCAAGCAAGGACAUAUUCAUCCAACAAGACAAUGCAAAGCCACACAUAAAGCCAGAUGACCCGGAGUUUGUAGCAGUUGCAAGACAAGAUGGAUUUAAUUUCCAACUUGUCUGCCAACCUGCUAAUUCCCCGGACACCAACGUGAAUGACCUCGGUUUUUUUAGGGCAAAUCAGAUAUUGAAAGACCAGAAACCAGCCAAAAAUGUGGAAGAACUACUCAAGAAUGUGCAAGAUGCUUAUGAAGAGUACCCUCCAGAGAAGCUUAAUCAUGUAUUCCUCACACUACAAAGUUGCUACCAGGAAAUCAUCAAAGAUAAGGGAGGCAACAACUAUAAGAUCCCCCACAUGAACAAGGAAAGAUUGAGCAGGCUGCAGAUACUACCAGAUGUACUAGCUGUUGAGGAACAACUAGUACAUGACACAAUUCAGUUCAUAAACAUGCAGGGAACUCAAGAGCAAAGACAACACAGCAUAGAUCAGUUAGAGCUCAGACUCCAACAGGUGGUAAUCAAUUAG
Salvia miltiorrhiza (redroot sage) is the source of this 615-nucleotide messenger RNA. RefSeq lists its product as uncharacterized. The transcript is spliced from 2 exons. NCBI's taxonomy places the organism in Eukaryota, Viridiplantae, Streptophyta, Magnoliopsida, Lamiales, Lamiaceae. Gene Ontology annotation, molecular function: nucleic acid binding. The record is from RefSeq and is a predicted model, not a curated record. The coding region runs from base 1 to 615 and encodes 204 amino acids.